ACUGGGUACCAGGGUUAUGAUGUCACACUGUUGUGCCAAUAUAUCCAUGGAAACACAGAAGACAAAAUACAACAAAUGCAGUGGACGUGGCAGAAUGAGUCCAGUAAAUGUGAAAUCAUGGUCUUUAGCAUGGACCAUGGCCUUUCUCUGCAUGACACAUUCCUGAAAGACAGAGUCAGCUUCAGUAAGAGCUCUCCUCCGAUCUAUGAGGCCUCCAUCAUCAUCAAAGAUGUGAAGAUGAGUGAUCAGGGAGUUUACAGCUGUGCCUACACAACCUUCCCUAGCGGCAGUCAUACAGGACAAACCACUCUUACAGUGUUAGAAGGCAGUCCUCCUGUUCUGUCCACUGCUGAGGCUGUAGGGAUUGUGACUGCUGUAGUGCUCAUCACUAUGAUUACAGCUGUUGUGGGGUAUUUAUUCCUGCGCAACAGACGAAGAGCCGGCAGCAAUUUCAAUUAUUACACAACUCAGAGCCCCAGUGACCUACAACAGGAUGUCACAUAUUCUGAUGUCACAAUACUGAAACCAGGUAAAGCUAACAGAAGCACCUCGUCAUCGGGGGACAUUGAAUACGCUGCGGUUUCCUUCAGUGGUCGGUCAGGAUCAGCGUCACUGCGAGCCUCAGCCAAUCAGACUGCUUUGGGUUUCCACACAGCAGAGCAGGAAACUGUGUACGCACAGGUGAAAAAAGACUGAUUUUGAGUACAAACGUCACAUCCACUACAGAUUUCUGUUAAUGAGGUGUUUGUGAACAGUAGAGACAAUAAAGGGCCGAUCACACCAAGGACAACUAUAACGUUUUAAUAAUCAUUCUAAUUCUAAGAAUAGGGAAGUCCACACCUCAGCUAUAAUGAUAACGACAGAGGAACAAUAUUGUUGGAAUCACCUUUUUCCAGCUGAUGGAGGACAAAACCAUUGACCAUCUGACUUUAAAGAGCUUGAGCAUUUAUAGCAGCAGACAACAAAACUCCAGCUUAUAAUAAACAAAACGUCAUCGUCCGUUAGCUAUGGACAAUUAUGAAUUUAUCGUUAUUGUUAUCGUUCUUGCUGCGAAUGGACUGAUAGCCGCCUUUCCCGACCCCAUCCCCCUCUCUCUCACAUACUUCGCUUCCUGUCAAAACCUACUGUCCUAUCAAAAUAAAAAAGCAAAAAUGACAAAAAAAUCCCCUGCCAAUAUGGCCCAAAAACUGACACUGACAGUGUUUAAAAAGCGUGCUUGUUCUCUUUUUUUAGAGCUAGACUUGAGUCUGUGUGUGGUCUAUGCAAAAAGUCACAAAUCUUAGCACUUCUUAAAAUGAAAGAAAUGAGCUGAUUUAAAUACAUACCAAUACAUACUCACUGUGAACAUUUAUUCCUAAGUGUCCCUUUAUUUUCAUCUCUUUGUGGGCUUUGAUUUAGAAUAACAAAAUUGCCUGCAGAAAAACACAAUCCAGUCUGUACACAGCAUAAGGGUCGACAAUAAAAAAAAAAAAGUAAAAUAAA
Messenger RNA from Sinocyclocheilus anshuiensis, 1482 nucleotides. RefSeq names its product nectin-3-like protein. The coding region runs from base 76 to 696 and encodes 206 amino acids. Gene Ontology annotation, biological process: heterophilic cell-cell adhesion; homophilic cell-cell adhesion. The record is from RefSeq and is a predicted model, not a curated record. The transcript is spliced from 5 exons. Lineage: Eukaryota; Metazoa; Chordata; Actinopteri; Cypriniformes; Cyprinidae. Gene Ontology annotation, cellular component: adherens junction.